This is a messenger RNA of Lottia gigantea (owl limpet), 2127 nucleotides long. RefSeq lists its product as hypothetical. The record is from RefSeq and is a predicted model, not a curated record. Bases 1 to 2127 code for a protein of 708 amino acids. NCBI's taxonomy places the organism in Eukaryota, Metazoa, Mollusca, Gastropoda, Lottiidae. The transcript is spliced from 2 exons.
AUGGCUUCUGUCUCACCGUGGAAUUCUAAAAUUCCGGGAAAUCGUCGCCUUUCCGACGAUAAGGACAGUGUUGUAAUGUCGUCGUCGUGGAGUCGAUCAGUAGGAGAGAAAUCGAGUGAUGGACUAUCAGUGAAUAGUAAUAUAAACAUUGACAGUUCAAAUAGUCAGGAUUUUAAUAAUAGUAAUAAAAAUAUAGUAAAUCAUCGUAAUUUCAAUGGAAAUAGUGAAACAGACGCAGUGGAUAAACACAAUCUUGUGUCCAUUACUGAAAACCCUUUCUUUAAAUCGUAUGGGAAAAUUCGAGCACCUCAUACUCGUAAUGAAUAUCGAGCUGAAAGAGAGCGAAAUCAUACUGAUAGCUCUCCGUUAUCGCCGAAAGUUUUCAGCGACAAUAUUUCAACGUCGAAUUCUCUUCAACAAGAAGAUGAAGAAGAGGUGGAAUAUCAUCCAGGUUCCGGGUUCGUGACAAAAUUAUUAGGAAAGUUUAAAAUGAAAUACGAAAAGGAAGAACGUGCCUAUUCUCAACCAGUGCCAAUUAAACGAUCUUCGAGUUUAGAAAAUAUUCUGGACAAUCAGCCAGUAGCGUCUUCGGUAAAACUGAUGAGAAGUGUAAAAAAUGACCAUGUUUCGUCUGUGAUAGGACAGAGUAAUCUUAAUUACCGGACAAAAAGUGUGGAACAUAUAAACUCUACAAAUAAACCAGUGCCUGGAAAACGAGCGCCAGACGUCAAACUAGCUAGGAAAGAUAUCGUAAUUAUAGAAUCUUCAAAAUCAGGGAAAGUUUCUCCCACGCCAACUCAACCUACUAACCAUAUUCGUUCUGGAAGUGUAUCUCCAACAAUUUCAACUACAACAUUACGAGAUGAAACCCCUGAAGUUGACGAACUUCCUAAACCAAACACAGUCACGAACACUAGACAUUUAUUUGAAUCUACUCCUCGUAGUGGGUCAAAAAGUCGUGCAGCGCCCGCUCCUCCGCGGCCAUCUAGCUCAGCUGGUACCAGAAUUUCAACAGUUGCACCAACUAAAAAUAUUUCAGCUCCCAUCACCACCUCAGCACAUUCAAACAAACCAAAUCAUUCUCAAAAACCAAAAGAUGUCGUCAGCACCAAAUCAACAACAGACGCACCGUUGCCAAGAAGUACCUUACCACCCGUUACCAACAGAAAUAAAAAACCCAGUCCAGUUGUUACUGUGGCACCUUAUAAACCAAAAUCAGAUGAGAAUUAUUCCACAACAACUUCUGCUACCAUUCCGUUACCUCAGAAACCAUUGACAACACCUCGAAAUGGGGACAUGUCUACUGACAAGAAACCAUUACAACCCACAACCAACCAAAAUUUCAUCUCAACGCCUAGGGAUAUCAAGGACGAAAAAGUUCAUCAAGAAACAAAAUCGGAAAAAAUCAUAGAAAAGCCAGAUAUAAAAUCGGAAGUGAAAACUCAAAAAGACUCAGUGAAAAUCUCGGAAGAGAUCAUUCUGAAAAAAUCAGAGGACAAAAUUGUUACGAAGAAUCAAAUUAAAAAUACAAAUAUUUCUGAAAUGAAAGUUAUUGAGGACAAAGUUGAUAAAAGUGACUCUCAAUCUGAACCUGUUAAAGGUAUUCCUACCAUUAUUGCUCAACGAAUGAAAAAGGAAACGAGUCCAGAUUCCGUUGUAACCAAUGGCAGCCAAGUUUCUAGUCAGUCCUCAAAAUCAGAACUUUACAACUCAGGUUCUAAUGAUAUUUCCUCGAAAAAACGUCAAGCUCCUGCCAUCCCUAAAUCUGGUGUUAUAACUAUGGAAACUAAAAAAGAAGUUCCUGAAAAGGAAGAAAUAUCCCCAAGACAAAAUUUACAUCACGCUCAAAAGAAGAGUCAAGAUAUUGGGGGUCCAGCUAUGGUUUUUGAUAGCAGUAUGGUAGCUAAGAAGAAACGCAAGCCCAAUUAUUCCACCACUACGAAUAAUGUGGGCGUUCCUAAACUGGAUUUAACUGGAAUAAACGAUAAUGUUGGUCGUCAUGGUUAUCAAGAAGGAUAUAAACCAACAGAAAUUAAGCCGUGUAAAAUUAUAUUUAUUGGUGCACUGGUAGAUUUGGGAAGAUCUUUACUGAAGAAGGAUGGACAAUCUUCUACUAAGACACUCUAA